AUGGCGAUGAAGCAUCUCGCGGUGGUGCGCCUGCGCCGCGGAAAUCCCAAGUUCUGUGCCUCUCGUGCUCGUCCUCCCGCCGCUGCUCAUCGUCCGCCUUUUGCUCUUCCUCCCCCCCCUCGCACACCCUCUCACCGUUCCCCACUAAUCUUCUCCUCCGCUCUUCUCUCCUGUUCUCCUCCUCCACCUGAUUGCGUCCAUCCCCUGGAGGGUGCCUCUCGUGCUGGUUCUCCUGUCGCUGCUCUUCGACCGUCCCUUGCUCUUCCUCUCCCCCUUGCCCACCCUCUCAUUCAACUACUUACUAAUUCCUUCCUUUGUUCUGGCCUCCCCAUGCUCUUCCUCCAGCUGCUUACUUCUAUCCCGUGGGGGGUGCCACUCGUGCUGGUUCUCCUGCCGCUGCUCUUCGAUCGCCCAUUUCUCUUCCUCUCCCUCUCGGCGCUUGUGGUUCUCACACCCACCCUCCGAAGCACGCUCGGCCCGCCGUUCCUGGAGCUAGGCUCGGCGCUCCUGGAGCUCUCGGUUCGGCCGAUCGUGAACGAGAAGGAGUUGCAGGGUCGGAAAGAGAGACGGCAGCAGACUCAGGAACAGCAGCAGGGGCAGCAGGGGCAGUGGUCUCAGUUCCAGAGCAGUAAUUCUCUAAGGAGGAAGGAACCACAGGUUUGGGAUGACACUCUGGGCCCAGGUUUGGGGAUUGGGAGUGGCCCGACGCUUGGUUCGGGGAUUGCAUCGGAGGCAUGGGAGUGGGUUCGGUACCAGCUGGACGUGAUCCGUGGGGAGAUUGACCCUGGGAGUCCCGAGAGAGUGGGGAAGGAGAGCAGGGAAGGGGGUGGUGAGGGUAGGGGUUUCCGUAGCACGGAGGAGAAUUGGAGAGACAGAGAGCAGUGGGCACUGCAGCAACAGCAGCAGCAAUGGCAGGAAUGGGAAAGGCAAAGGGGAGCUGAACCAGAGGACAGGGGUUACAGGAGGAGUGGGAGCUGGCAAUUUUCAGGCGAUGGGGAAUGGUUGGAUGAGAGGAGGUUGCAGGAGGGCGAUACCAGGCAGCGGGCUGGUGGGGCUGUGGUGGGAGGCGAGGAUCGGUAUGGGAGGGUGGAGCAGCAAGGGUGGGAAGGGAGGGUGCGAAGAGGUGAUACUGGGCAGGGGGAAAUGAAGUCGGAGGAGGGUUGGAGUGGUAAUGAGAAAAUAACUGGGAGUUGCGAUCGCACAGCCAUGGUUUCCGCCUUGCGACUUCCCGCCUCGCACGUCGCAUCCGUCGCGUCUUCAGCCGCUGAUUCGUCGAAUUCCCGCCUCCGAUCGGCGUCUUCUAGCAUCGCCUCGCCAGCGACCUUCGCACCUCUCCGCGCCCUUCUCCCCAUUUCCCGCUCGCCAUCUCGAUCUUGCCUCGGGGAUCGCCAGUCUUUCCGAGCGAUGGCGACAGAACCAGCAGCGACCCCCGGUGCUGCGAAGAGCAGCGAAAUUCUUCCUGGCGAGCCGUUACCAGAGGGUUACGAAAAGAUGGAUCCGUAUUCGCUGAUCCCGGCGAGGCGAUGCGGCGUGCUGGUGCAUCCCACGUCGCUGCCCGGUCCGCAUGGCAUCGGCGACUUGGGUCCCGGCGCGUUCAGGUUCCUGGACUGGCUCGAAUCAACGGGAUGCACAAUCUGGCAGGUGCUGCCCCUGGUGCCACCCGGACGGAAGUCAGGCGAAGACGGCAGUCCCUAUGCUGGCCAGGACGCCAACUGCGGCAACACAUUGCUGCUCUCCCUCGAUCUGCUCGUGCAAGAUGGUCUCCUCGACCAAUCCGACCUGCCCCCCACGCGCCCGGUACAGCGAGUGGACUACAAGCAAGUGAUCAGUGACAAGGACCCAGCGGUUGCCAAGGCGGCCACGGCAUUGGUGCGGAGCACGGGAGAGCUCAAGGCGGAGUUUGACGCCUUCAGGCAAUCCCCCAACAUCUCCGCAUGGUUGGAGGAAGCAGCGCUGUUCAGCGCGAUAGACAGCGAGCAGGGGGUGGAGUUCUGGUGGUUGUGGCCCAAGGAGCUCAGGGACAGAGAGCCACAGGCCUUGGCUGCUGCGAGGGAGAGGCACAGAGAAUACAUUGACGAGUUUGCGGCACAGCAAUUCCUAUUCCAGCGGCAGUGGCAGGCGCUGCAUCGGUACGCCAACAGCAAGGGCAUCAGCAUCAUGGGGGACAUGCCCAUCUACGUGGGCGGGCACAGUGCUGACGUGUGGGCCAACCCGGAACAAUUCAUGCUGGACCCCGAGACCCGCCAGCCCACAUUCGUGAGUGGCGUGCCGCCCGAUGCCUUCAGCGCUACAGGCCAGCUGUGGGGCAGCCCGCUGUACAACUGGCAGGCCAUGGCUAAGGAUGGGUAUGCGUGGUGGGCGAAGCGCAUGAGGAGGGCGUUUGACCUGUACGAUGAGUUCCGCAUCGACCACUUCAGGGGGCUGGCGGGGUAUUGGAGCAUUCCGGCUGACUCAGAGACCGCCAUGAACGGCCGCUGGAUGAUGGGCCCGCGCAAGGAGUUCUUUGAGGCGAUUCGCAAGGCGGUGGACAAGCCCAUCGACAUCGUGGCAGAGGACCUGGGUGUGAUUACAGUGGACGUGGUUGAUCUUCGCCGUGAAAUAGGCGCUCCUGGCAUGGCAGUGCUGCAGUUUGCGUUUGGCAGUGAUGCCAAGAACCCUCACCUGCCGCACAACCAGGAGCAGAACCAAGUGGUGUACCCCGGCACUCAUGACAACGACACGGUCGUUGGUUGGUGGGAGAGAAUCCCCGAGUGGGAGAAGAAUAAUGUGCGCGUGCUUCUGGGCCUGUCGCCGCAGGACGAGGAGGAGAUCCAGUGGGCGAUCAUCCGGGCGGCGGUGUCGUCUGUAGCGCGCACCACCGUGAUUGCACUGCAGGACGUGAUGGGGCUUGACAACAGCGCUCGCAUGAACGUGCCGGCUGUGCAGGCGGGCCAGUGGGGGUGGAGGGCGGGCGAGUCAGACUUAUUUGACUCGCUUGACGGGGAGGCAGCGAGGCUGAGAAUGCUGCUCGUGGCGUUCAACCGCGCAGCACCGCUGCCGGGAAACUGGGCCCCCUUCUGGCGCUUCCUGCAGCGCCGCCAGUCCGCUCUCUUCGCCCCGUCUCCCCCCCCUGCCGACAAGUGA
Messenger RNA from Closterium sp. Yama58-4, 3123 nucleotides. The record is from the annotation of a GenBank genome assembly. Lineage: Eukaryota; Viridiplantae; Streptophyta; Zygnematophyceae; Desmidiales; Closteriaceae.